Molecule: messenger RNA, 4162 nt
Organism: Acanthochromis polyacanthus (spiny chromis)
Lineage: Eukaryota; Metazoa; Chordata; Actinopteri; Pomacentridae
Gene: zmynd8
Product: zinc finger, MYND-type containing 8
Exons: 20
Coding region: 109-3642 (1177 amino acids)
Biological process (GO): regulation of DNA-templated transcription
Molecular function (GO): protein binding
Source: RefSeq, a predicted model, not a curated record
AGUCGGACAGCUUGGAGAGCCGUGGCUGUGCUCUGAGCAGGGUGAGGGCUGACAGGGCUGUCCUCCAUGUUUUAAUAAGCAUUGACAUAUCACACAGAGUUUUUAACCAUGCAUCCACAGAGUGCGGCAGAGGAAGAAGUAAAAACAGAAAAACAAGCUGUAACAGAAGAAAUGGAGAUCUCAACACGGUCCAAAGUGUCAGACACGGGAUCAACAGAGCGGAUGGCCCAAAAACGAAAGAUGCCCAGUCCUUCACAUUCAUCCAAUGGCCACUCUUCUGCUGAAACGUCACCAUGUCCAAUGAAAAAGAAGAAAAAACCAGGUGCUGUUAGCAGCAGCAAAGACCAGGACGGCAGGAAUGACUUCUACUGCUGGCUGUGCCACCGCGAGGGCCAGGUGCUCUGCUGUGAGCUCUGCCCCAGGGUGUACCACGCUAAGUGUCUCAAACUACCAGCCGAGCCCGAGGGCGACUGGUUCUGUCCGGAGUGUGAGAAAAUAACAGUUGCCGAGUGUAUAGAGACUCAGAGCAAAGCCAUGAUGAUGCUAACUAUAGACCAGCUGUCUUACCUACUAAAGUUUGCCCUGCAGAAGAUGAAACAACCAGGUACUGAACCCUUCCAGAAGCCUGUGUCUCUUGAACAGCAUCCUGAUUAUGCAGAGUACAUUUUCCAUCCUAUGGAUCUUUGCACACUUGAGAAGGUAAAAUGCAAAAAAAUGUAUGGCUGCACAGAGGCCUUUUUAGCAGAUGCAAAGUGGAUUUUGCACAACUGUAUUAUAUACAAUGGAGGCAAUCACAAACUCACAGCUACAGCUAAAGUGAUAGUAAAAAUCUGUGAACAUGAGAUGAAUGAGAUUGAAGUUUGUCCUGAGUGUUAUCUAUCUGCUUGCCAAAAGAGAGACAACUGGUUCUGCGAGCCUUGUAGUAACCCGCACCCUCUAGUGUGGGCCAAACUGAAAGGAUUUCCAUUCUGGCCUGCUAAAGCUCUGCGGGACAAAGAUGGACAGGUGGACGCUCGCUUCUUUGGUCAGCAUGAUAGGGCUUGGGUUCCUUUAAACAACUGCUACCUCAUGUCCAAAGAGAUCCCAUUUUCUGUGAAGAAGACCAAAAGCAUCUUCAACAGUGCCAUGCAAGAGAUGGAGGUCUAUGUGGAGAACAUGAGAAAGAAGUUUGGCGUGUUUAAUUAUGCCCCCUUUAGGACACCCUACACUCCUGACAAUAACUUCCAGAUGCUGCUUGAUCCCUCCAACCCUUCCUCAACGCCCGUCAAACCUGAGAAACAAGAGAAGAUCAAGUUGAGCUUUGAUAUGACGGCAUCACCCAAGAUCCCAUUGACCAGGGCCAUACUGCCUGGGGCUGGGGUAGGGGGGAGUACAGCGGGGCGGCGACUCCCUCUCACUGACAUGCCUCGCUCCCCCAUGAGCACCAACUCCUCUGCCCAUACAGGUUCAGAUGGGGAACAGGAAACCGGAGACAGGUCACAGACAAAAGCAGCAAACAGCCAAUACAGUACAGGAGAAGAGUCCAUGGACUGCACAGCCUCACCUGCCCAUUCUCGACCUGGCCCUGCAGGAAGUUCCUUGGACAGCCCUAAACCAUUCCACUCUCAAGCUCCUGGCAUCCCUAAACAGGAGAAGACACCACAAACGGGAAGCAUUCUGAACCUUAAUCUAGAUCGGAGUAAAGCAGAGAUGGACUUAAAGGAGCUAAGUGAAACGGUUCAACAGAAACAAGGAGCCACACCAGUCCUCACCUCCCCAAAAAGACAAAUCAAAAGUCGUUUCCAGCUGAACCUCGACAAAACCAUUGAGAGUUGCAAGGCACAAUUAGGCAUUGAUGAGAUCUCUGUGGAUGCGUAUAAAGGUGUGGAACACAGUGACUCAGAAGAUUCUGAUAAAUCUGACUCCAGUGACAGUGAGUACGCAAGUGAUGAGGAGCAAAAGACCAAGGAUGGCCAAGACACAGCACCCACUGAGGAGCCCCAGAAGGAGUCUUCCAAACCUAAGGUUAAAGACCAACCUUCCCCAAGCUUAGAAGGGGAGAGCAAAGCUGAUGUGCUUGUAGCAUCAGAAUCUGCAGCAGGUGAUACAAGUGCAACAGUGUCUGAUGCUCCAACUAAAGAGAAAAUAAACACUGAUUUGGAAAAAGAGAGCUCAGAAAAGUCUAAAGCAGCUCCAGAAUCACCUCUUCCCAGAGACAAGGUGAAACAAGACACAAAGCAGACUGUGCCAGUGGAGGACUCUGACUCAGAGAGGGAGCUGGUUAUUGACCUUGGAGAGGAGCAGGGUGGCAAGGACAGGAAGAGGAGCAGAAAAGACAACAGCACUAUUAAAGAGUCGACAGCUGGUAAACCUGAAGGUAAGGCUUUGAACACGUCGACACUCCCAUCUCAAAACAGCACGGCCCCUUCCACACCCUCCAGUGUUUCCACGCAGUCGCCAAUGGCCAUUCCCGUCACCAUGGUCUCCUUCACUGCUCCCUCUCCUGCCACCAUUAGCCUUACAUCCGUGUCCAGCGCCACCGCAACACCCCCUUCUUCCUCUUCAACCUCCACCACGCCAGCUCUGAAGAAACAGCGCCCUCUGCUGCCCAGAGAGACGGUGCCGGUGGUACAGAGAGCUGUGGUGUGGAAUCCCACUGCCAAGUUUCAGACCUCCUCUCAGAAGUGGCACUUGCAGAAGGUGCAGCGUCAGCAACAAAACCAGCAACCUGUGGCAAGCACACAGGUGCAGGCAUCAUCUCCCAGACAAGGCCAGGCUCAAGUGCUGACCCAGACACAAGCAGCUGGAAAUGGCUCGACUGCAGUGUCCUCAUCUUCAUCGCAGCAGUCUUCACAGAGCACACGGUAUCAGACCAGGCAGUCUGUUAAAGCUGUACAGCUAAAAGACAGUCCACUCAGCACUUCCACAUCAGCUGUCACCCUGGUGUCCAGUAGCCCAGCUUCUGUUGCCAUGAUGGCAGCAUCCAGUCUGGGCACAGCAGCUACAUCUUCACCAGUAGCAACAGACCUGUACAUCCCCACUGCCUCAGCAGAUGUCGCUGCAGACAUUGCCAAAUACACAAAUAAAAUAAUGGAUGCAAUCAAAGGUACGAUGACUGAACUCUACAAUGAUCUUUCAAAGAGUACCUCAGGGAAUACAAUAGCAGAGAUAAGACGACUGAGAAUUGAAAUAGAAAAAUUACAGUGGUUGCAUCAGCAAGAGUUGUCGGAAAUGAAGCACAAUCUUGAGCUGACAAUGGCAGAGAUGAGGCAAAGCCUGGAGCAGGAGAGAGAGAGGUUGGUGACUGAAGUGAAGAAACAGACGGAGCUGGAGAAGCAGCAGGCAGUAGAUGAGACAAAGAAGAAACAGUGGUGUGCUAACUGCAGAAAAGAGGCCAUCUUCUACUGCUGCUGGAACACCAGCUACUGUGAUUACCCCUGUCAGCAAGCUCACUGGCCAGAACACAUGAAGUCCUGCACUCAGUCAGCCACAGCCCCACAGCAAGAAGCUGAGGCUGAGCCAACACCAGACCCCCCAAACAAAAGUUUAGGGCAGACUAACAGUGGCCCAAACUCUAUCAGAGACUCUCCAGCGUCUGCACCACCAGACAAAGACUGUGACGUGGAGAAGAGCACUGACAAUGUUGCUGUCACUUUGUCAUAACCAAGCUUACAAUACUUGAAAAUGUAAAUGUAUAGAUUGUUUUUAUUUACUACAAGGAUAUGUCUACGUUCAAAUUCUGUUCAAGAGCCUGUUCCAGAUUAAUAUUUCAAAGUAUUUUUAUUUAUAUUUUUUGUUUGCCUUUCAGGGCUUACAUACUGCUCCCAGUGCACAGUGGUGUGAAACAAUACUGACAGCAGAUAGAGUAACCACUAGAGGAGUGGCAGUUAGAUAAACAGAUUGUUGGUUCAUGCAGACAGCUGUCAGUAUAAAGAUCUUAAGAGCAUGCUUGAGUGUCACAAAGUCACAAAAUAUACAAAUAGUGUAAAGGACAACAGUUAAACAGUUUACGAUUGCAAAAAGUGUAAACCAUGUUUAUGGAUCACCUCAGUUGUAGAUUAGAGGACUGCUGACAGAAAUGUCUGUAAAUUACUUAUUUUGUAUUCUGUGUUAAUUUAUUUGUUAUUUUAAUGUUGCCUGCUGUAUACUGCAAAGAAAAUAACAAUACACACAUUUUAAGCAA